AUGAAAACGAUAUGGGUGGUCUUUAUUGCUUCGAUGACGGGAUUUGCUGAUGCGAAAAUUACGAGAGAGGCAAUUGAUAAUUGCGAUGACUUAGAAUGCUUGAGCAAUUUGAUGACAGAAUCUUUUGGCAUGCAAAAAGCACCAAAUUCUGACGCUGGCUUCUUAUCAACAUGGAUGUGGUACGAUCAAAUUCGAAAAGAACUGGCCCGCCAAGUCCUGACGAAGAAAAAACGAGGCGUUGGCAAUCUUUAUCAAAUGAUGAAGACUGCGAACUUUGUCUGA
This is a messenger RNA of Oikopleura dioica, 282 nucleotides long. NCBI's taxonomy places the organism in Eukaryota, Metazoa, Chordata, Appendicularia, Copelata, Oikopleuridae. The record is from the annotation of a GenBank genome assembly.